AUGCAAAUAGAGCAUAGACCUACACAUAACUUGCGGUCAAUUCAACAGAGAGUAAAAUUCCUUUCGAGUUUGAUAUAUGACCCAAAAUUUUACAGGAUUAUAAACACUGUGAUUUCAGAUCCCUCAAAACUUGACUGCACUUUGGGGACGUUAUGUUACUUUACGCUGUUAGUGGGUGCUGUAUUAAAUAGAUAUCCUCAGUGGAAGGUAGUUUUGCAAAAAUUGUGGAGCCGAAUAUUAUCAUUGCGUCAUAAAUUGCUGUCUAAAGUUUGGGGUAAAACUCAGCCAAAACCUUCAAGUGAACCUUUGAAGACUCCAGAAGCUGAGACAGAGAAAGUCUGCAAAUAUGAAGAAAGUCAAAAAUCUAUGGCGGAAGGUUUGGAGAGGAUGGAAAAAAUAUUAAAACAAUUUUCAGGAUAUAUUACAGACAUUCGAAUCUUCAACAGAGGAUUUUCAAUACCAUCUUGCAUUGCAGAUGUUCUUGAAGCUGGCUCCUUAUUGCAAAAAAAGGACUACUUGGGCUUUGUUUCUACGUGGUGCAUCUCCCUCUACCAACCGCUUGAAACGAUUGCGUUCCUCUUCGAUCAUAACUGGUUGUUACCAGGGAGAGAAGGAAAUAAUUGCAACUGGUGGUAUGCAAUAUCCACCAGAUUUUGGUUUGCGUGGGUAGUCGCCGAAUUUUCGCAGUUGACUUACAAAUUGUUAAUUAUGAAGCGUGGUAAAAACGUUGACAAAGAGGAGCUCAUCGCUUUCAUUGAACAUUUGGCCACUUUGCCAUUGUGUGUUCAUUGGAGUUUGGAAGAUGGUUGUUUAGACGACCUCAAAGUAGGUCUGCUUGGUACGAUCGCUGGCGGCUUGAGCACCUUUGAUAUAUGGAGAGGAACUUGGGGCACCAUUUUGAAGGAGUGCCGUUGA
Pichia membranifaciens NRRL Y-2026 is the source of this 915-nucleotide messenger RNA. RefSeq lists its product as hypothetical. The coding region runs from base 1 to 915 and encodes 304 amino acids. The record is from RefSeq and is a predicted model, not a curated record. Lineage: Eukaryota; Fungi; Ascomycota; Pichiomycetes; Pichiales; Pichiaceae. The transcript has a single exon.